Molecule: messenger RNA, 726 nt
Organism: Rodentolepis nana
Lineage: Eukaryota; Metazoa; Platyhelminthes; Cestoda; Cyclophyllidea; Hymenolepididae
Source: the annotation of a GenBank genome assembly
AUGAACAGCCUAAGAGAUGCACCAUCAUUACCUUCGGCCAAUUAUUCUCCUAAAACGGAAAUAACCUUCCAUCCAAACAACGCUCAAAUAGCAAGGAAAUGUAAAUAUGCCAAUGAAGGUGCAAGCAAACAGCUGAGUCUUAACAUGGAAAAGUUGAACCUGGAACAACAAAAAGCGUGUCAGAGAGUUGAAAGGGAACAAGAUCAGCUGUGUCAGGAGAUUCUAGACAACACUGAGCAUCGUUCAGAAGCUACAGGAGCACAAAAUUCUAGACGACGAAUUCAGCGUUCAAAAACCAUGGAUAUACGGUCACUCAACGCGUCACAACGUACGCCACCUACCACCAAAGGUGUAAGCCUUGCAUUCGAUGAGGGCUUCAAUAGCAUACGUGGACCAACACCCUUUAAGACUCCUAUAACCAAUAAUGCCACCUCAGUAAACAUGAGUUGCAAUCGCUCCGCCUCAUUAGUAAAGAUUGAUCAGAUCAAGAAGCAGACUCAAGAAGAGUCACAACCUGAUUGGCAAGUGGCUUUGGCCACCAAACGUAGAGAAAAACUUCAUCAACUUCAUAUGUUCCGUGAGUUGGGACAUUGGGGAGAUGAUGGUUGUCAAACGGCAACUGCUAUGCUCGCGGGCAAUUCGUUCAAUGUUGCACUGUCCAAUUCAAAAGCCAUCUCGAAUUCCAUAACUGAAAAUAUUGAAGAUAAAGAUAAACAUACCAAAUGA